This is a messenger RNA of Fusarium keratoplasticum, 1839 nucleotides long. Its product is annotated as LCCL domain-containing protein. The transcript has a single exon. The record is from RefSeq and is a predicted model, not a curated record. The coding region runs from base 1 to 1839 and encodes 612 amino acids. NCBI's taxonomy places the organism in Eukaryota, Fungi, Ascomycota, Sordariomycetes, Hypocreales, Nectriaceae.
AUGAGCGAUAAUGCUCAUGGAGAGCCGAGAGGUUCUCGAGAAGACCACCGGCAUGAGGCUGUGGCAGACGAGGAGGCCCAGCUUUUGCUGCCUACCGAGCAAUUCGAAUUUGAGGAAAACGCUGAGGCUCAACGCCUUGCACCGCGCCACCCUGUCAAGUUUCUCGAGAGAAUCGCAGGACCGGAUCCUCCCCGGAUUCAAAGCAUCAAGCCAUUCUUUCUAUCUGCCCAACGAUAUCCUAUCAACAUUGUUGAUCGCUAUUUCGCAACUCUCACACGCAAGAUCCUUUUGUUGAUCGCGUUCUUGCUCCUCUGGAUAAUUGCAUAUUCUAUUCCCUUAUAUGCUGGAAAUCACGCAGUUAAGGAUGCCCACAAUGACUACGUAGUCAACUUGGACUGCGUCGAUACCCUUUGGAAGCGCAAGAACCUGUGUGGACUUGAUGGACUAGACUGCCGCCCAUUUUUCAACACCUCAUUUUCCUUUCGCUGCCCAGCAAACUGCGCCGGGGUCCAAGUGUUGAAUCCACGCGCUGUUGGCGGACUAGACGUCAACUACCGACCAUUGGUUAUAGGCGACAAGGUCUAUCGCGCCGACUCUUUCAUCUGUGGUUCCGCUAUUCAUGCUGGGAUCGUUACUGACAGCAGGGGAGGCUGUGGUAGACUCAGCAGAUCUGGCGAGCAGAAGAGCUUCCUGGGUGUCGAGAGAAACAGGAUCGUAUCGAUACCUUUCGACUCCAACUUUCCAUCUUCGUUCACCUUUUCAUCCGAGUCAGACAUUACUUGCAGCAAGGACCCGCGCCAACUCUUGCUCUACAUUUCACUCUACUUCACGGCCAUCUUUUCGAUAUUCACAACAUCGCCGGCCUUGCAGUUUUUCGUCAUCUUCAUUGCUAUUUUUUCUCAGGUUGGCCUAGCAUCUGAUCCCCCAACAGCCUCUCAUUUCAAUAUUUCUGUCCUUCCAGAUCACAUCUCCUCCCUCGCUGGAAGAUUGCUUCCAGCACUAUUCUGCGCCACCAUCAUUUACAAGACUUGUGUUUCAAGGGCUUUAUCUGGCCUGGAAGCGCAGUUUGAAAAGGUCUUGUUCUGGCUAGGAGGUUUCUGGCUUGGAGCCCUCUCCAACUACACAUUGGAUUGGAUUCCCAUCAAUCGACUCACGGCACAUGAUUUGGAGCAACAACCUGGAGCCAAGGUGGCACUCGCCGUCAUCAUUUGCAUCCUUGUAUCAAUCGUCUGUCAGCAAGUAUACGUCUUUUGGUUGGAGAGACGCAUGUUACCGUAUCUCGCUCUUUAUGGACUCUUCAUUCUUGGCAUCGUCUUCUUUGUCGCCAUUCCGGAACUCGACCUUCGUAUUCACCACUACAUCUUGGCCCUCCUGCUACUCCCCGGUACGAGCGUCCAGACUCGAUCCUCACUCCUAUAUCAAGGCAUACUCUUAGGCCUUUUCGUCAACGGGAUCGCUCGAUGGGGGUUUGAUUCUGUUCUGCAGACACCUGCCGAUCUGCGUCAGGAUGGUUCCUUUAAUUCUUUCGUCCCUACAAUAGACACGCCAGUCAUUGCAUCAACCCCGGAAGGAUUCAACAUUUCAUUCUCCUGGCAGGGACCACCAACGCCCCUAUUUAAUGGCAUUAGUGUGCUCGUCAACGACGUCGAGCGAUACCGCCGUUUCUUCCCCGAGACCACCUCCGCCUACAACUUCUCGUGGACACGAGCCACAGACUUUGGACUUCCAGAAUACUUUCGUUUUGCUUAUAUGCGAGACAGAAUGACGUUGGAUUACACAAAAGCAGGUACCUGGUUUGCAAACGGGACUUGGAGUAUGCCAGAACCAGACAGCGUGUAG